GUCAGGGAUAGGCCAAUGGGGUGUGGCGUUCCUCCAGGCUCAUCCAAUAAGCUAUCAUACGCUUCCGUGUCAACCAAUGGGGCUUCGAGUGAGCUGUCGGGUGAAACAGGUCCCACCUUCUGUGCCUCAGCGAGCUUGAAGGAGAAAGCCGGGUUUGGAGAGUGUGGCGUCUCAGGGCGUUUCUUCAGCACCAGUAUAUUCUUAUCCUGCCAAUUCUUACAAACGUCUCUAAAAGAAGCCAUGGGAGCCUGUCACUUUCAGGGUCUGCUGCUCCUCUUUCUUGUAGGAGCUCCGACCUUGAUCAUGGCACAGAAAUUGUUUUGUCAAAAGGGUACUUUUGUGGGUAUCCAAGAGGAUCGAGCAAACACGUUCAACUGGACCUCAGAGAAAGUUGAGACUUGUGACAAUGGGGCAUUGUGCCAGGAAAGCAUCCUGCUGAUCAGAGCUGCAGGGACCAAGGCAGCUAUUUUGGCCACUAAGAGCUGCAGCUUGGAUGGGACACCGGCAAUAACAUUUAUCCAGCAUGCUGCAGCCCCGGGCCUAGUUGCAAUCUCUUACAGUAACUACUGCGAGGAUCCCUUUUGCAAUAACAGAGAGGGAUUAUAUGAUAUAUGGAGGACACAAGAGACUGAAGAAGAAACCCAAGGGACAACAGGCCUCCGCUGCCCCACCUGUCUGGCUCUGGGAUCCUGUUUGAGUGCUCCUUCUCUUGCCUGCCCCAACAAUACAGAUCGAUGCUAUCAAGGGAAACUUGAGGUCUCUGAAGGAAACAUCAACUCAGUUUUGGAGAUCAAAGGCUGUACAUCCAUCAUUGGUUGCAGGCUGAUGGCUGGGGUCUUUAAAGUGGGACCCCUGUGGGUGAAGGAAACUUGCCCCUUCAGGUCCAUCUCGGCCCGAAAGGUUGACAGUGGGGCCACGUGUUUUCACACUUCAGUUUGGAAGUUAAAGCUACUGCUGAUGCUGUUACUGCUUGUCCUUGGAGGGAGUGCUUCUGGUCCCUAAUCACCUCUUCAGACUGGUCAUCAGCAGCUUGAGCAGGUGGAGAUUUGAAGAGCAGUUCCUGUGAAUGUAUUUGACAUUUCUAAUAAAGUUUCUGCUGUAAUUUGUAUAUGCCUCAA
Odocoileus virginianus texanus is the source of this 1118-nucleotide messenger RNA. It is a transcript of the gene TEX101, whose product is annotated as testis expressed 101. Gene Ontology annotation, cellular component: plasma membrane raft; plasma membrane. Gene Ontology annotation, biological process: regulation of flagellated sperm motility; binding of sperm to zona pellucida. The record is from RefSeq and is a predicted model, not a curated record. Lineage: Eukaryota; Metazoa; Chordata; Mammalia; Artiodactyla; Cervidae.